This is a messenger RNA of Dromaius novaehollandiae (emu), 3131 nucleotides long. It is a transcript of the gene POMK, whose product is annotated as protein O-mannose kinase. Gene Ontology annotation, cellular component: endoplasmic reticulum membrane. Gene Ontology annotation, molecular function: carbohydrate kinase activity; ATP binding; protein kinase activity. The coding region runs from base 333 to 1394 and encodes 353 amino acids. NCBI's taxonomy places the organism in Eukaryota, Metazoa, Chordata, Aves, Casuariiformes, Dromaiidae. The record is from RefSeq and is a predicted model, not a curated record. Gene Ontology annotation, biological process: protein phosphorylation; carbohydrate phosphorylation; protein O-linked glycosylation. The transcript is spliced from 2 exons.
CGCGCCGGGAAGCAACGCACCAGGCGCCUCCUCCCUCCCGGCUCCCCCCCCCGCUCUUUCCGCAGCGCCCAGACCCCUGCUCAAACGCCCCCCGCGCAGGGGAGCCCGCUGCUCGGAAAGCCGCAGCCAGACCUUGAGGCAGCUGUCAGACCCCAAGCUGCUUUUCACGCCCGCUCCCGCUGCGCUGGGGAGCUUCUCUCCACUCGGGGUUACAGCGUCUGCAAGGCCAUGGCACAGCCUGCAGCGAGAAAGCCCUGCAGACAGCCAUCCCUAGGCUUCUCCUGCCAACUCGUGCGUGUGCAUCUUUCACAGAGAAUGUAGAAGGCCGGGCCAUGGAAAAGAAAUCGCACUUCAUUAAAAGAGAGUCUCCCCAAAGGGAGGUACCUGCAGUCUUGCUGGUGCUGCUACUGGUGACUGUCUUGCUCCUUAACGGCCUUCUCUAUCUCUACCUCAACAAUUUUUAUGGCUCUUCUGGACGUGCCGAUACGGACCCCAGCCUCUGCCCUUUUGGGUACUUCAAAUUAGGACCAGUGAAGAAUUGCUCCCCGUGGCUGUCCUGCGAAGCCAUAAAUAAGGAAGUAAGGAAACUCAAAUGUGUUGGUGAAGGAGCUGUGAAAAAGGUCUUUCUUUCUGAAUGGAAGGAAAACAAAGUGGUCCUUUCACAGCUCACCAACCCAGAGCUGCAGGAGGACUUUCUCCACGGACUGAAGAUGCUGAAAGCACUACAGAGCAAGCACGUCGUCCGACUGCUUGGCUACUGUGAGCAGCAGUUCACAAUUCUCACGGAGUACCAUCCUCUAGGCUCCCUGAGGGGCCUGAAUGAAACUCUGCACAUGCCCAAGUACAGGGACUUGAACACUUGGCAUCGCAGGUUCAUGCUUGCUAUAGACUACGUGAGCAUCAUUCAUUUUCUGCACAGCAGUCCCUUGGGCACCUUAGUGAUGUGUGACUCUAAUGACCUGGACAAGGUGCUCUCUCAGUAUCUCCUCACAAGUGACUUUCACAUCCUGGUAAAUGAUUUGGAUGCUUUGCCGCUUGUGAACAGGAGUGCUGGCAUCCUGGUGAAGUGUGGUCAUCGGGAGCUCCAGGGCGAGUUUGUAGCGCCUGAGCAGCAUUGGCCCCAUGGAGAAGAGGUGCCAUUUGAUGAUGACCUCAUGCCCCCCUAUGAUGAAAAAACAGACAUAUGGAAAAUCCCUGAGGUCUCCAAUUUUUUCUUGGGCCACGUAGAAGGGAGUGACAUUGCACGACUGCAUUUAUUUGACAUCCAUGCAGCGUGUAAGAAGAAGGAUCCAGCUGAAAGGCCUUCUGCUCAAGAGGUCUUAGACACCUACAGGAAAGUUUUGACUCUGCUUAUUCGGGAGGCUGCCAUGCCUGGUACUAGGGAAAUGUUGUAGUGAAUCACUGGACUGAAGUUGGUGUCCUUCCUAUUUAUUUAGCUUGCCUGAAGACUAUACUAGAGCAAAAUCUCUAUUCCCCCAAACUGAAAAGAUAAGAACCACUGAACUUGUACUUUUAUCUUUCGAUUAAAAAAAAAUUCCACGCAACUUUGGGAGCUGUGUGAGUUUCCCAUUGGCAUGUUUUAUCUAUCAUUGGGAAGGAGGAGAAGGAAGAGAAAUGAAGUUGUGUGGGUAUGGCGGGAGAAAUGUUUUCCUCAAAACCCAGAAAUUUUCUUUUAAAACAUUUAUGUAAAAAUUUUCUUUUUUUUUUUUUUUUAGAAGAAGUCUAUUUUUACUGGGAAAGUUUGAAGAAAAAAAAAAUGUUGACCCACUUGAAGUGAUUGGCAGAGGACUGGAGAGCAGAGACUGACCCAAACUGCACUCACCCAAGAGUGCCCCUUACAAGCUCUGUGCUGACUUCAGCAGCUGUCCCCUCUCAACAAGGUGGUCUUUCGCAUAUCACCUAACCACAGAGUCCUCACUUACCUCCCCAGGCAGCUAAAGCAGGGGUCAGUCAGAAGGGAGUAUUUCAGUUCACCUCACAUUUUGGUGAGCUGUGACUUCCAUGGACUAGGUCUUCGAAAGACCUAAGGGCCUGCCUGUGACAACUUUCACAUUGGUCUUGACUUGAGUGCUAAUUUGUAAGUAGAGAAGAAGUACAUUGUCCUUUCUGCUGAGGAGUUUGUGCUGAUGUUCCCCUUCAUCCAGACAAGUCACAUUAUAACUGAGAACAUGCUGUCAAUUUUUAUACACUAUGUUCAAAUGCAUGUGUGUUCUAUUGCUACUAAAAUUUUAUUACAAAUGGGAAAACUUUCCUGCAAAUGACUAAAUAUACCUGAUUCCACAGAAUGCCAGCAGGAGUGCUUUAAAAGUUGCUCAUUAUAGCUUUCCUUUCCUGCAACCAUUUUACUUUCCUGAAUUACCUGAUUUUGCCAUUUCCCAGUUGUGCGGUCCUAACUAGCAGACCUCUUGCUGGCAGCCCUUCUGCUCAGGUUGUCAGGAAGCAAAGCUGAGAAGUCAGGGUCUCAGAAGAGACUAGUGAUUUUGGGCGCUUCACGUUUGAUUGGACUUUGACUCAAAGCACCUUAAAGAAGCUUGAUGAAAAGAAAUGUGCUGUUUGCCCCAUUUAUUAAUAGGGUUAAUCAGAGUUCUGCCAUUCCAGCAUGAAUCCAGGCUGUGAAACAGCUGGAAAAGUAUUUGGUGAAGGCUAAGAGUCAGAUCCUUUGCAUGUACCACCAGCAGCAUCUUAUUACAUCUUGUUAGCUAUUAUGUAUACUUGAAAGAAAUAUCAGCAUCUGAUGACUGAAGUAAACACAGCAUUUGCCUUUUAUGAGAGUAGCAAGGACAAAUAAGAAGAACCUGCCAAGCUUCUUAUACUAGUCUCUUGGUUAAGACAAGCUUCUGCUUGGGUUCUUGCUCUGUUGUGUACUGUUGCACCUUGCAAGCAUCCAUAUUAAUUUCACAGAGCAAAGAAUAAAUUGGGACAAAUUCUGGUUCUGAAUAAUUAUCUUGCACUGGAGAUGUCUUUGUCUGUUCCUGGAUGAAACAGUUACAAAUUAAAAUGGUGUUUCACUAAACAUUCACCCUGAGCUUUGGAUCCUCUGCAUGUCUCUUCCCUUUUCCUUCCCACUCAGCUUGUGUCUUGUCCAGCCUUGUACUUCAACAGUGAAUAAAUUACGUUUGUUCUGAACAGAG